CCGGUUAAGGGAGUGUGAGGUUUGCGAUUUUACGUUUUCGUUCACCUCUGUAUUUUCGUUUUCAUUAUACAUUUUGGAUUAAAUUUUCAUUGUUCUAGUUCUUGUUUUUGCAUUUUCGACCAUCUCAUGGCUUUUCGUGGAGGGUGUAUUGUGGUUUUGGGGUUCUCUAUUUUUCUUCUGAGCGUUUCAUCUGAGUACGUACGGCCACGCCCUCGAAAAACACUUCGAAUUCUACCAGAAAAGGACCAGGAUAAGCAAACGCCUCAGCAGGUGCAUAUUUCACUAGUAGGCAAUGACAGGAUGAGGAUCUCAUGGAUAACUGACGAUGAAUCCACACCGUCUGUUGAAUAUGGAACGUCAUCUGGGAUAUACGAUGCAUCGGCAACCGGAAAUACGUCUACAUAUUCUUAUGUUUUGUACAAAUCAGGCCAAAUACACGACGUUAUUAUAGGUCCUUUGAAGCCCGAGACCGUUUAUUUCUACCGCUGUGGUGGCUUUAGUGGCAAGGAGUACUCCUUCAAGACCCCACCCUCUAAGCUUCCCAUCAAAUUUGUUGUCGUAGGUGAUCUUGGACAAACAGGAUGGACAAAGACAACACUGCAACACAUUGAAAAUUCAGGCUAUGACAUGCUAUUGUUGCCGGGUGAUCUCUCAUACGCCGAUAGUAUUCAAAGCCUAUGGGACUCAUUCGGUCGCCUGAUUGAGCCCUUGGCUAGCCAAAGGCCAUGGAUGGUGACACAGGGAAACCAUGAGAUAGAGAAGAUUUUUCUGAUAGCUCCUGACUCUUUCAAGGCUUACAAGGCAAGAUGGCACAUGCCCUUUGAAGAGAGUGGCUCGGAUUCAAACCUGUUCUACUCCUUCGAGGUCCCUAGUGUCCAUGUUCUCAUGUUGGGCUCUUACACCGACUUCGAUCAAGGAUCAGCUCAGUAUCAGUGGCUUCAAUCUGAUUUGGCUAAGGUUGAUAGGAAGAGGACACCAUGGCUUCUUGCAUUCAUACAUGCUCCAUGGUACAAUACCAAUUCUGCCCAUCAGGGGGAAGGGGAAGACAUGAGGAAAGCCAUGGAAGAGUUGCUUUAUGGUGCAAGGGUUGAUGUUGUGUUUGCUGGUCAUGUCCAUGCCUAUGAGCGUUUUGCUCAAGUGUAUAAUAACCAACCUAACAAUUGUGGUCCGGUGCAUAUCACGAUUGGUGAUGGUGGCAACAAGGAGGGCCUUGCAAACAAGUUUUUGGACCCAAAACCAGGAUGGUCCCUAUUCAGAGAAGCCAGCUUUGGACAUGGACAAUUGCAGGUUGCAAAUGAGACCCAUGCGCUCUGGACUUGGCACCGUAAUGACGACGAUGAGUCAGUGGUGGCCGAUCGACUCUGGCUAACUGGCCUUGCACAUACCAUUUGUGUCCCACACUAAGCUCUCACGACAAACACACUCAAGAAUAGAUGAAAGAGAUAGAAAACACUUCAAGAAUUGACGAGAGAGAAAAGACUCGAGAAUUGAUGAGAGAGAGGGGUGGUUGAAUUGGUUUAUAGAAAAGCCUAAAAAAAUGGCACAUUUGACACUCUUGAUUAUUAAUAUUUAAAGUAAAGCUUGCUUUUGGAUGA
Amborella trichopoda is the source of this 1595-nucleotide messenger RNA. Its product is annotated as putative purple acid phosphatase 20. The record is from RefSeq and is a predicted model, not a curated record. Gene Ontology annotation, molecular function: acid phosphatase activity; metal ion binding. NCBI's taxonomy places the organism in Eukaryota, Viridiplantae, Streptophyta, Magnoliopsida, Amborellales, Amborellaceae.